Messenger RNA from Phoenix dactylifera (date palm), 3740 nucleotides. The record is from RefSeq and is a predicted model, not a curated record. Lineage: Eukaryota; Viridiplantae; Streptophyta; Magnoliopsida; Arecales; Arecaceae.
GCAAUAUAAAACCAAAUAUAAAGCAAGAAACAACCUGAUCGGAUCACCCUUCUGCAGCCACAAUGAUAGAUCAAAAGUGUAGUAUGCAAAUCAACCUUUCUACGGCUCCAAUGGUAGAUCAAAUGAGUAUCAAAACCAUACCUUCCCUUGUUGCAAUUUCUGUGAACAGCAAAGAAGAAAGGGGCUCACGGAAACAGGGAAGCCACAGGAAGAAGCCACGGUUGAAGAAGGAAGAAGGAAGAAAGCCUCCAGCGAGUGAAGACAGAAGGGAAACCAAGUCAGAUGUUGCCAGGAGACCGAGAGCGCACGAGAGGAAGAAGAUGGGAGCGGCGGCGGCUGAAAAAACCCUUUCAACCUAAAAACAAAACAAAGCCCUUCAUCCCUCGGGAAAAGAGGUAACAUGUACCUUUUAUAUAAUGAAAUGUCAUUUUGCAAAUAGGUCCCUCUCAAAACCAAUAUUUGGAGCAAAGUCCAAAAUAGUCAACAUAUUGGUAGGGUACUAUGGACAUGUUAUAUAUGCGCGCAAGAUGCUUUCACAAUGGCUGCCUCCUAUAACCACUUUCUUAGGAGAGAUGGGUAAAAUCCUCAUCAAGAUUUUGAGUAAUAUAGUUGUUCUUGCGUGAGCUACACAAGGGAAAUGUCCUGUGUCAUAAAGCGCUAAAACUCGGUGCAUAUUAGCCUGGAAAGAAAGAAACUUUUCAAUGAAUAUACAUAAUAAAGUUAGAUAUACAUUAGUGAAAUACCUUUUUGCAUGUCCCCUUUACCAUAGUCUUUAUUUGGAAUGGCUUUCUAAUGAUCCAAAUUGAUGUAUGGAUGAAGAUUUACUACAUCUAUUAUCUAAGUAGUUCAAAAGAGAGAACAGCUAACACUUUUUCUACUUGGUUUUAUUUGAUAGGUUCUAGGAACCUGUUUGCAGUUCUAGAUUUUCCAAAAAGUAAGAUCCUUGAGAAAAAUGGACUGUUAGGCUUUCUGUUAGUAAAAAAAUACUUGCAGAUAAAUACUCUAAUUCAAUGUGAGGAACAUGUCAUAAUGUGCAUCAGAUUGCUCCAGUUCCACGAACAGAUGGUCCAUAUUUGGAUAGUCAAUGUGUUUAUAUUUAUGUACCUGUUAACUCAUAUGCAUCACAAUUUUCAUUUUUUUUAUAUAAUUUUCCUUUAUCCACUUUUUCUUUGUAUAUUUUAAGGAAUUACAUAUAUACAAAUGGAGGAUAGAAUACUAAAUCUGUGAUAAUUGGGCCAUGAUUCACUAUGUAAUUAAGAUUCUCCAGAUGAAUCUAAGUUUUUCUUUCUUUGAAGCAGAAAACUAGGAGAUUCACUAUGUUUUUAAAGAAUAGGUAGUAUCUCUUGCAGAGUAUAUCAACUCUUAACGAAAUUUUGUUGUUUGAGUAAAGCUUUGCUUAACAUAACUUUUUAGGCAUAAUGCACUGACAUUUCCAUUCAAAGACUUUGCAGUGACUUUGUGGUUUUGAUCUUAUAAACUCGAAUCAACCAUUAUUUUCUAUUCUGCGAGUAUAUCUGGAAGAGGCUUGCAGGUUUUACUUUAUGGUUAUUUUUAGAUGUUCUUUCUGAUUUCUUUCCUUCUUUCAGAGCAUUACCAACCUUGUCUGGAUUAAUUAUUUGUAGUCAUGGUACAUAUUAGUUUGUGUACCUAUGGUGAUUCUGUUGUUGCAAGCAGUAUAAGUAUUACUUCUUCUCAAAAUUUUGAGCUGGCCUAUGAAUAAUACUUGCUAUUGCAACUGUUUCAAGGGGAAACACGAAGAGAAGAAACAUAUAAAGGAGAAGAGGUACAAAGAACAGAGACAAGGUAAAGAAAGAAAAGACAAGGAUAGAAGCAGAGAUAAGCACAAAGAGAAGAAGGAUAAAAAGGAAAAGUACAAGGAGAAGAAAAGGGAUAAAUACAGGAAUAGGAAGAACAGGACAGCAGAUGAUAAGAAAACUGAAGAACAGACCAAAGGUUACAAUGAAGAAAAGAUCUGGAAAGGUAGCUGGAAGGCUGAAGAAGUUAAAAAUUCUAAAUUCAUGGAGGAAUUUGGAAGGAGGAUCAAAGAUGAAGGGACAGCAGAGAGAUUGCUUGAGAACUUUGCAGGUUCAGUUCAAAAUGGGUUUGAGGGCUUUGGUGCUUCAAUUGCCUUGGAGAAGGAAAGAUGUAAUAGAAAUGAAAUGGCUGCAAACUUCAUUGCUCGAGAGCCUAGAAGAAAUGAUGCUUUGGGCCAACCAAUGGAGAUGGAUGCAGAUAGAAAGAAUGAAGGGAGGAAGAAGGCAAAAUAUAGGUAUGAAAUGCUUGCAAACCUCGUUAGUAAAGAGCAAAGAAGAAAUGAUGACAUGGGCCGAAUCGUGGAGAAGGAUGAAGAAAAAAAUGUUGAAGCAAAGGAAAAGGCGAAAGACAGGUAUGGAAUGGUUGAAAACCUCCGUCGCAAAGAACAAAGAAGAGGUGAUAAGAUGGGCCAAACAGCUGAGAAGGAUGCAGAGGAAAAAUUUGAAGGGAAGGAGAAAAGAGAUGAUGGAGACAAAAGGAUUGAAGGGAAGGAUAAGAUAACUGACAGGGAAGCUAAUGUCAGAAAGGGAGGCAAGCACAUCCAUAGAUGUCGGGAGAAGAGAUACAAAGGGAAGGACAAAGAUAGACAUAAAGAGAAGGAAAAGAAAAAGGAAAAGGAGAAAAAAAGGGAGAAAGGUGAAAAAACACACAAAGAACAUGAUAAGCCAAAAGACAGUGGAAAAAUGGAUCGGAUAGACGAUCUAAUCAUCAUGCCCUUAGUCCCUCAGAAAAACAAUGAAAAAUGUGCCGGUACUGAUGGAACUAUCAAGAAGAGGAAAGACUUUGAGAUAAAUGUGUUUUUGCAUGAAAUUGAUGGGCUGCCUAAUAAGCUUCCAAGGCCAGCACCAUCCUCCCGCCUGCAUGUUGAGAAUGGAAGAACACUGGAGUCAUGCCAUGUUGCUGCAGGUUAUUCUUCCAUUAAGCUUGGGACCACAAAAUACAUCAAUGCUGAAAGAGUUCCAGAGACUAAGAAACACAAGAUAAAUGGCAUUGCAGGACAUCCACAAUCAAUGGAUGACUUGAGGCCCUUGGUUUCUCUAGAAAGUAGUCCGAAUGGCAAAGCUUCUGUAGAACGGCCUCACCCUGAUACCAAGUUUCUUAGCCAGAUAUACUCUGUUCCAAAAAUGGAGGACUGGCCGGAAUAUACUGACCAGGAGUUGCUGUUUAGCAGUGAUCCCCCCCGGCCAAAGCCUAAGGCGUCAUUCAAGGCUGAAAAGACAUCCCACUUGUGGACCGAGGGACUGCAAAUUGAGUCGGCAGAUGUUUUUGCUCUGCCUUUUGUUAUUCCUUACUGAUAGCAGACAAGAUCUUCAUACAACCUGACAAUGCUGAUUGGUGAGACAGCUGUUGAAGGUGCGACAGCGUCAAGAAACCAAUGGGAGUGUUUUUCUUGCGGCUAUCUCUUGUUACUGUGCUCAUCUUCUCCCAGGACUCGGAUGCAAGAGUUCUCCAUAUCCAUACCUAGUUUUGAGUCAUUUAUAUGAUCAAGUAUGAGACCAAGAUCAUCAGACGUCCGAAGUCCACAGCAUGGAAAGGAGUUGGUGGAGCAUGCAUUUAUGAUUUGUCAUCUAAUUUCUGAUCUUGAGAGCUUGUCUUUGCUGUAGUACCCCACAAUUUUGAGUCGUGUCUUGUAAAUCUUCUUAUAACAAAAAAAUGUACAGUGGAAGGGAAAAAGGAAAAGGAAAGAGGCCGUUACGAUUCAUUCA